Messenger RNA from Olea europaea var. sylvestris, 2104 nucleotides. RefSeq names its product putative receptor-like protein kinase At4g00960. Lineage: Eukaryota; Viridiplantae; Streptophyta; Magnoliopsida; Lamiales; Oleaceae. The coding region runs from base 37 to 2055 and encodes 672 amino acids. The transcript has 7 exons. Gene Ontology annotation, biological process: protein phosphorylation. The record is from RefSeq and is a predicted model, not a curated record. Gene Ontology annotation, molecular function: protein kinase activity; ATP binding.
UUCUUUCCAUGUUAGACACGAAUACAAACUGCAGUUAUGAGUUCUUGGAUACGGCUUGCUUUGAUCAUUUUCCUAAAUCUGACAAACUUUCUAUCUACGGUUAAAUCCCGUCAUUGGUGUCUCAACAAUGGUAAUUACACGAGUAAUAGCCCGUACAAGAGAAAUCUCGAUAACCUCCUCCUCUCUAUCUCUUCUUUAAUUGAUGUCAAUGGAUUUUACAGUGCCUCAUAUGGAGAAAAUUCCGAUAGAGUACAUGCAAUGGGACUCUGUAGAGGAGACCAUCAGCUUGAUACAUGUCGUAGUUGUAUCAAUAAUGCUACGAAUUCCCUCUUACAGUUCUGUCCUAACCAAAAACAAGCGAUCAUUUGGGUACGGGCUGAUCAAUGCAUGGUACGCUACUCCAAUGAGUCAAUAUUUGGACAACUUGCAACUGACCCACGCCAUGAGUGGUAUGUAGUAUUCGAUUCCCCCAGUCGGGAAGAGUUCAACAGGGAUUUGAGAACAUUGUUGGAUAAUCUCCGCAGACAGGCCGUUUACGGUGGCGCUUCCAAGAAGUUUGCAGCUACCAAGAGUGCUGCUCCCGAUGGUUUGACACUUUAUGGACUAGUACAGUGCACUCCUGAUUUAAGCUCAGAUGAUUGUAGUGAUUGCUUAAUCCAGGUUGCUGAGAUUAUACCACGAUGUUGUAAUGGGAAACAAGGAUUCGGAGUAUAUUGCCCCAGCUGCCUUCUUCGCUAUGAAACCUAUUUGUUUUAUAAUGAUUCUUCUCUGCCGCCGCCGCCGCCACCACCACCACCAAUGUCACUACCCACACCACCACGGCCGGCACCACAAGGAAAGAAUGAAAAUACAACUCGAACUAUCAUUAUUAUUAUUGUUCCAAUUGUUGUGGGUCUAAUAGUUGCUCUUUGCAUUGGUAUCUUCCUAAGGUUUAGACAAAAUCAAAAACUGAUGGAAAAAGUUGAAACUCACAAUGAAAUUAGUACUGUUGAAUCCCUGAACUAUGAAUUCGAUACAAUUAGAGCUGCAACAGAUAAUUUCUCUGAUGCUAACGUGCUUGGACAAGGUGGAUUUGGCAUUGUUUACAAGGGAAUACUUGUCAGUGGGCAAGAAAUAGCUGUGAAAAGAUUGUCUAUGAAUUCAAGGCAAGGUGAUCUUGAAUUUAAGAAUGAGGUCAUGUUAGUGGCGAGUCUUCAACACGUGAAUCUAGUAAGGCUCUUAGGUUUCUCUCUAAAAGGAAGCGAGCGACUUCUUGUAAAUGAAUUUGUCGAGAAUGGAAGUCUUGACCAUUUCUUAUUUGAUCCAAUCAAGCGUCCAAAUUUGGAUUGGGAUAGACGCUAUGAAAUCAUAAGGGGCAUUGCUAAGGGAGUUCUUUAUCUACACGAAGACUCUCGACUCAAGAUCAUACAUCGUGAUCUUAAAGCUGGCAAUAUCUUGUUAGAUGGAAAGAUUAAUCCCAAAAUAUCAGAUUUUGGCAUGGCGAGAUUGUGCGUCCAAGACCAAACUCAUUGCAGUACUAGUAGGAUAGUAGGAACAUAUGGAUAUAUGGCACCUGAGUACGCAUUUCAUGGACAAUUCUCUAGCAAAUCAGAUGUCUUCAGCUUUGGCGUCCUAGUUCUGGAAGUCAUAAGUGGUCAAAAAGUUAAUAGCUUCCAAAAUGGGGAGAAUGUGGACGGCCUCCUAAGUUGUGCUUGGAAAAAUUGGCACGAAGGAACAGCAGAAAAUGUAAUAGAUUCCGCGUUGAGAACUUCUUCACGAUCCUUGCAAGACAUUAUCCGAUGCAUUCAAAUUGGUUUAUUAUGUGUUCAGCAAGAUGCAGCUGACAGACCUACAAUGACAUCAAUAGUUCUUAUGCUCACUAGCUUUUCUAUAACUCUACCAAUACCUUCACAACCUGCAUUUUUUGUGUCUAGUAACUUAGAUCCAAAAAUUCCGCUUCUUCAAGACCUCAAAUCAACACCAUCACAGACCAAAAAAUCAUCAAACAGUUGGUCAUCUAAUUCUGCUUGUUUGUCGAUAAAUGAUGCUACAAUGAGUGAGUUAUAUCCACGGUAAUGUCAGCUGUAAAACUCUCUACAUAUUUUGUCUUUAUUAAUAAAUUGGA